UGGCGGGAAAAUAUAACCAACAUAUAAGCAUGUCCCGAAAGCUUCUUCCUUUCUCAAGCCAUAAACGGUGGCGCAAAACCUAACUCCUACUCUCUCUUCUCUCUGUCCUACAGAAUUAAAUAUCAAUGGCGGUUUUGAGAUCUCGCGAAAUCGUCCCAACUGGAACACCACCAAAACCCCAAAAAACAAGGAAUGACAAUAAGCUCGAACCUCCUACCCCAGCCCAGACCAAAGAGUCCUCUCCAUCCUCGCACCAGGACCCGAUUCCCAUCUCUACCGGGUCAGCGCCCGGUCGGGUUCCAGUACUCGGAGUGGCGCCGAGGCGGAGCCGCCGACUCGCUUCCAAACUGGUGGAACCGCCCGCUGAGGGUCCGUCUCGGGAUUCGGUCCAGGACGGCGGUCGUCAGCGUCGGAAGGGUGGGUCACGUGAGGACGCCGCGUACUCGGCGGAGGAGAAGGCGAAGGAAGAAAUUGAGGAGGUGAAAACGGAUUCUGGUUCGGAGGAGCCUAGGUUUUGGUCUUCGGAUUUGGAGGAGGCGAAGGGGAAGAGGAAGUUGGGGGUCGUCGAUGGUUAUCUUCCGUCUCUGGAAUGUUCGGAGGACGGCGAAGGGGGAAUUGGGGUUUUGAGUCUGCGGUCUGGGAAGAGAGUCUCGAAGAGAGGAAAUGACGGAAUUGAGGGAGGAAGACAAGUUGGAGAGUUCGGGAAAAUUGGUGAAGAUAAGGGAAAGGCGAUUUUGGAUUCCGAAGAGGCAUCGGGGGAAUUUCGGAUUCCGAAAAUAAGUAAGGGCAAGAGAAAGAUCAGUGACUCAGGUGAAGAAGAAGUAAUUGCCGAUGAAAAUGGUGAUAACAGGAAGAGGAAAGGGAAAGGAUUAUUGGUUGAAGAUGAUGGCUUGGUGUCUAAUUCCAACCUUGACGUGGAAAUAAGAUUAGAAACUGAAGUUGAGAAUAAUUCUGGUGACAAUGUAGUGUCAAAUGAAGGGCAGGUUAGAAAUGAGUUCAUGGAAAGGUUCCGUGAUAUCGCCAGGCGAAAUGCUUAUCGGUUUGCUCAUUUUGAUGGUGAAGAAGAGGAUAAUGAGCCUCAUUCUGAGGUUGAUGACGAACCCGAUAUCGAAGAUUGGCCUGGUCCUUUUUCUACUGCCCUGAAGAUUAUUAGAGAUCGAGAAAAGAAAAAUCAGCAACCGGGUAAUUCCUCGUCUCGGGAGAAAAAACCCGCAGAUGUGGUAUGGUUUCCGAAGAGCAACCAGGAUUGCAAGUGGUCGAAGAAUGUUGUUCCCUCGCUUCAAGAAUUAUCCUUGCGGUGUCUGGCCAACAAUGCCGACAAAUUGGUUUCACUUGAUUACUUCCCAGACUGUUUGAAGCACCGGCUGAGUCAGUUGCUCUGCGAUUCUCGAAGAAUGAAUGCUCAUGUUUUUAAGCUUCUGCUUCAAGGGUCUCCAACAGAGGUUUGCGUCAAGGAUUGUUCUUGGCUAACAGAGGAAGAGUUCACAAAAUGUUUCCAGAACUUUGAUCCGAGCAACUUAAUGGUGUUACAACUUGGUUUCUGCGGGCGCUGUCUGCCAGAUUUUUUAUUGUGUUCUACCUUAGCUUGUGCUGAAAACAGUUUGCCUGUGCUAACUACUUUAUCAGUUCGUGGUGCAUGCCGGCUUUCAGAUAUUGGACUAAAGUCUCUUGUUUCUUCAGCCCCUGCACUUAGAUCUCUCAACCUCACCGAGUGCUCCCUUCUCACCUCCUCGAGUAUUGACACCUUAGCUAACUCAUUGGGUUUGAUCCUGAGAGAGUUGUAUCUUGAUCAGUGCCUAAGCAUUGACGUCAUGCUUACACUGCCAGCGCUAAAGAAACUUGAACAAUUGGAGGUUUUGUCUUUAGCAGGCAUUGCAACUGUUUGUGACAAGUUUAUCAGGGAAUUUAUUAGCAUUCGUGGCCACAAUAUGAAGGAGCUCAUUUUGGCUGAUUGUGUAAACUUGACAGAUUCUUCAUUGAAGAUUAUUGCUGAGAAAUGUCCUGGCUUACGCGCGGUUGACCUUUCAAACUUGCGCAAGCUGACAGAUUCUUCUUUAGGAUAUCUUGCCAAUUGUUGUCGAGCAAUUCAAAGACUAAUACUCUCCCGCGAUCUGUUCAGUGAUAAAAGUAUUGCUGCAUUUCUGGAAACCUCUGGAGAGUGUCUAGAAGAACUUUCAUUGAAUAGUGUCAGAAAGGUUGGUUGCCACACAGCCUUAUCAAUUGCUAGGCGUUUAAGAGUGUUGCGUAGUUUGAAUCUAUCAUUUUGCCGAGGUCUGACAGACAACGCACUGGGCUUUAUUGUGGACAGUUGCCUAUCGUUGAGGGUGCUUAAAAUCUUUGGCUGUACUCAGGUUACCAGUGUUUUUGUCAAUGGCCACUCCAAUCCGGAUGUAAAAAUCAUUGGCCUGCCAAUGUGUCCUGUGCUAGAAGAUUUUAAAGAGCCAAGCGUAUGAAGCUACACUAAAAUAUUCCUUAGCGUCGAUUUUGUCUCCAACUGGACGCUUCGGGGUAUGACGUCUGAGUCUCCAAAAGGCAAAACUAGGGUAACAAGUUUGGUGCCCUGUUGCAGAAUUUGACUAAUUCAGUUCAUCUGCACAAUUUCUAAGGCCUCUAUCUUACUCGGUCUAAUUACUUUUGUAAACAGAAUACACAGUUGUACCUGUCACAUUACUAACCUUUUACAAGCACU
Molecule: messenger RNA, 2689 nt
Organism: Morus notabilis
Lineage: Eukaryota; Viridiplantae; Streptophyta; Magnoliopsida; Rosales; Moraceae
Exons: 6
Coding region: 126-2453 (775 amino acids)
Biological process (GO): SCF-dependent proteasomal ubiquitin-dependent protein catabolic process
Cellular component (GO): SCF ubiquitin ligase complex
Source: RefSeq, a predicted model, not a curated record